Salvia miltiorrhiza (redroot sage) is the source of this 1332-nucleotide messenger RNA. Its product is annotated as agamous-like MADS-box protein AGL80. The transcript has a single exon. The coding region runs from base 294 to 1166 and encodes 290 amino acids. Gene Ontology annotation, molecular function: DNA-binding transcription factor activity, RNA polymerase II-specific; RNA polymerase II cis-regulatory region sequence-specific DNA binding; protein dimerization activity. The record is from RefSeq and is a predicted model, not a curated record. Gene Ontology annotation, biological process: positive regulation of transcription by RNA polymerase II. Lineage: Eukaryota; Viridiplantae; Streptophyta; Magnoliopsida; Lamiales; Lamiaceae.
CUUUUAGGUCAUAGUUUAAUCAGUUUUAGUGAAUAAAACUCAUUAAUUAAUAAUUUUAUUUAAUGCAACUCAAAGUGUUCCUGUUCCGAUUGGAGAUUCUGUUACCAAAAAAGAUACUACAAGGCAAAAUCUCCUAAAUUUGGCAGCCAUUUAAUGAAAAAUCUUGAUCGAAAUUAAAGAAAAUCGGCCCAUUGACUAUAUAUACGAAACAUGAUAACAUAUAAAAACUGACGCUGUUUCUGUUUGUUUUAAUUUGCAGGCUCUCUCUGAAAAAAAAUAAAAAAACUGGGGUGAUGGGAAGGGCGAAGCUGAAGAUGGAACUAAUUGAGAAGGAGAAAUCAAGAAACACAACCUUCAAAAAGAGAAAAGAAGGCCUAAUCCGCAAAGUCCACGAAUUCACCACUCUCUGCGACGUCAGCGCCUGCAUGAUCAUCUACGGCCCCGGCCCCCUCCAGCCCGAGAUCUGGCCCCCCCAAAGCCCCGACCAAGUCCGCCGCAUCAUCGACCUCUACAAGUCCAAAAACUCCGCCGGCGUCAAGAGCUUCGGCGUCGCCGACUUCUUCCACGAACGGAAGAAGCAGAUCGAGGACGAGGUCGCCAAACUGCGCCGCAAAAAUCUCGAAGCUAAAUACCCCACGCGGCCGGAAUUGCUCAAUUUGAUGAACGAAUCCCAACUCCGGCAGUUCCACGCACUACUGAGCGAUAAGGCCGAUGGCGUCAGAUCUCGAAUUGAAUCGCUGCGGAGGAAGCUGCACCAAUCGUCGUCGACGUCGGCUGAGAAUCGCUGCGGCCGCGUGGACUUUGAAAUGGCGGUGAUGAAUCAGAAUCAAAAUCCGCAGCAGCAGGCGGUGGAAAUGCUCCUCGAUCAUCACCGGUUGCAGCAGAUGCACGCUUUGAAUCAUCACAACUCGAUGAUGAUGCAUUUUGAGGGCGGCAACUUCCAACUCAAGCGCCAGUUUUUCUUCGAGUCGGCCAGCGGAUAUUACGCCCCCCCGCCGCCGCCGCUUCUUCCGCAGCCGCGGCCCUACCUGCUGCAGGCGGUGAUGCCACCGCAGCUGCAGUAUUUGCCCAAUCAAGACGACUUGAUUCAGUAUCAGAUGAGAAAUCAGAAUAAAGACGGCGGACAAGAUGAAGAUUUGAUGAUCGACAGGUCUUUUCCCUAUUAGGGCUUAUUUAGGGUUCAAGAAAAACUUGCAUCAGACCAUCUUGUCUGUAUCUUAUUGCUUAAAAUUUAUCCAAAAUAUCCCAAAUGCGGAUCGGGAUUGAGUCCAUUUAACAUGAGUUCGAGUCAAGUAUCUUAAAAACUUCUAAUUAAUUUUCUCUUUAUAAUGA